Messenger RNA from Betta splendens (Siamese fighting fish), 1496 nucleotides. Its product is annotated as claudin-7-B-like. Gene Ontology annotation, biological process: cell adhesion; bicellular tight junction assembly. Gene Ontology annotation, cellular component: bicellular tight junction; plasma membrane. The transcript has 4 exons. Lineage: Eukaryota; Metazoa; Chordata; Actinopteri; Anabantiformes; Osphronemidae. The record is from RefSeq and is a predicted model, not a curated record. Gene Ontology annotation, molecular function: structural molecule activity. The coding region runs from base 226 to 849 and encodes 207 amino acids.
GCUCACUCCUCAUUUAAGGUGCGGCCGAGGAACAGGUGCGAGAAGAUUCAUUUACUGGACGCAGCUCCGGAAUAAGGAAAUAGAUAAUAGUAGAAGAACCAACUUCACUUACCACAAAACAAAGUUAGCGCCCGUUUGAGAAGAGUCGGUGAUUUGUUAGCGCGCUCGCGGGUGGACGUCGUCUGCGUGUCUUUGUUCGUUUGAAGUCGAGGACAACAGGUGGAAAUGGCCAACUCCAGUUUGCAGCUGUUGGGAUUCACGCUGGCGAUUCUGGGCAUGAUUGGACUGCUGGCCGGCACCAUCAUGCCCCAGUGGAAGAUGUCGUCGUAUGUGGGCAGCAACAUCAUCACGGCGGUGUCGAUGUACGAUGGCCUGUGGAUGUCCUGCGCGUUCCAGAGCACGGGCCAGAUGCAGUGCAAGGUGUACGACUCGAUCCUCCAGCUCAACAGUGCCCUUCAGUCCUCCCGCGCCCUCAUGGUUGUGAGUAUUAUUGUAACGGCUGCUGGCCUGGGAGCCGCCUGCAUGGGAAUGAAAUGCACCACCUGUGGGGGAGACGACAAAGUGCGCAAGUCCCGCAUUGCCAUGACUGGUGGAAUCAUUAUCCUGGUUGGAUCUUUGUGUUCCAUUAUUGCCUGCUCUUGGUAUUCUUACGACAUCAUCCAGGCCUUCUACAACCCUUUCACCCCUGUUAAUUCCAAGUAUGAGUUUGGGGCUGCCAUCUUUGUUGCGUGGGCUGGAGCAUUCCUGACUUUAAUCGGAGGUGGCAUGCUGGCAGGAUCCUGCCCACGAAGCAAACCGAAACCAAAGUAUCCCAUCUCCAGACCCCCCAGCAAUAAGGAAUAUGUUUGAAGAGGACACGACUCGGCGUUAGAGGCUGAUUGAACUCUUUUCACAUAGUUCAACUUGGAUAGUGACACCUUAAAAUGUGUCCCAGGAGAUGCUCAGUACCUGUUUUUAUUUAAUUUUAGUUUCUUUUAUAGGAUACCCUGUCAUGUUACUGUAAUAUUAUUUUAACAAGAACAUUGCAGUUUUUAAUGAAACUUGUUUACUAAGUAAGAACCUAUUGGCCUGUGUGUAACUGCAGUCUGCUUCCUGGUUUGUGUACUAUAAUGUAUACCACCAUUUUGCUGACACUUUAAAACCACAAUAUUGUAGAAGUUGGGUGUAGAAAAUAUUUGCUACAAUGUAGUUCACGGAAACUGCGUCUGGUACCAUUCCUUUCAUGUAUUUGUGCUCUUUUACCAGAAACAACAAACUGUCAGUACCACUGUAGAAACCUUGUUGUGGAGCAUAAUAAUUAACUCAAUUGCUCUGUUGAAAUUCUAAGCACGCAGAUGUUGUGACCUAUCUGUUUGAAUUGUUAUAUAAUGAUUACUGCUUAUGUGAAUAGGCUUUGCUUCUUUUUUUGUCACAGUAACUGCACUCACUUUCUUUUUUUUAUAUUUUAAAUUGUAAUUUCAAAGUUUGAUGUACAUCAAAUAAAAGUGUAAAAUGUG